Messenger RNA from Amphiprion ocellaris (clown anemonefish), 2776 nucleotides. RefSeq names its product transmembrane protein 121Ab (gene tmem121ab). The coding region runs from base 1197 to 2141 and encodes 314 amino acids. The record is from RefSeq and is a predicted model, not a curated record. The transcript is spliced from 2 exons. NCBI's taxonomy places the organism in Eukaryota, Metazoa, Chordata, Actinopteri, Pomacentridae.
CUCAUCCGGAGGAAGAAGCAACUAGCCAAGAAGCCUCAGCAGUCACACUUGCCAAAGCAGCUCCGUUUAGCCAGAGGGCUCCACUUUCAGCAUUUACUGUUUAAAUGUGAAUUUACACUUUUAAACACGAUCGCUCUGCCUCUCGCGCUGUCUGUGUUGUGUUUGACACGAGACUGGGAGUGGGAUUUUCUUGACCGUAACUUAACGGCGGUGGCAGUUGUUAGACCGGUGUUUUCGGCACAUCCUCGCAGCGGAUUUACAAAGCCUCCCCGGAGCCCGCAAUGAUAUUCAGCACCUUGGACAGAGACUGAGCAUUUCAGCACCCUGGGCAGCGAUUCACCAUCCGGAGGCUAUGGAGAGGCUGGCACGUGGCAAGAGGAGGGGGAAAGGAUGGAUCCUCAGCCCGGUGUAAAAGCCUCCCCCCAGGGACGCCAGCCUCAGACGCAAGGCCUCAUGGACCGUUGACCUGCUGUUUCUGUGAUUUAUGGCGGCUGGAGGCCUCAGGCCACUGCAGACUACUCUUCUCCAUUUCCCCAAACACACUCUUCAGCACUGCAAUGAGCCACACACACUGCACCACCAUCUACAGGAGUAUCCAAAGAGGGAUUCCUCAUACAUGCUGAGCCUCAACACACCUGUACAUAUAUCUACUGUUUACUGGACUGUCUCAUACAAAAAUAAACACAUUUGUAAACAUUCCUACGCUACAGCACAGAGUUGUGCCAUCCCAUCACAUGUCCUUUGGACUAACUCUGCUAUCAGAGUGUUCGUCCUUUGACUGUGUGUUGAUCAGUUAUGGUGUGUCAACUGUAGAGUCUUCUGUGUAACUGCUGCUCAGGGGCAGAGCUGGAUCAAUGGAAGUGUACUGAGUAACGAAGUGAUUUUCGUGUUUUCACAUGGUCUGAGAGCAAUCAGCUGCCAGCAUCUCUUUGUUGAUCUCACACAGGACUCUGCAUCUACUUUGAAGUAAUAACAGACUAUUAGUGCAGUGACUUGUAGUAUUAAUUUGAUAUUAAACAUACUGUAGCUGGUCAGUUACUCCUGUGCACAUGAAAUCUGUCAUACCACCUUAAUAACCCUUUUUUCUUCACCUUUAAAGGUUUGGAGUGUACACAGUACAUUUUACUGUCUGGACUAUUUUAUUUUUACAUUUGAAAGCUGUGGCCUCAAAGUGAGAGCUAACAGGUGCCCUCGCCAUGGUGUUGCCGCCUCCAGACAAACGCCACGUGUGCCUGACCACCAUUGUCAUCAUGACCAGCAUGGCCUUCAUGGACGCCUACCUAGUGGAGCAGAACCAGGGUCCCAGGAAGAUUGGUGUGUGUAUCAUUGUGCUAGUAGGAGAUGUUUGCUUCCUGAUAGUGCUACGGUACGUGGCAGUGUGGGUUGGUGCCGAGGUGCGCACUGCCCGACGAGGAUACGCCAUGAUUCUUUGGUUUCUGUACAUCUUUGUCCUGGAGAUAAAACUCUACUUUGUCUUCCAGAAUUGUAAGGCUGACAGGAAGAGUCUGGAGACAGUGGCAAGGAAAGCUUUGACAUUACUAUUAUCUGUUUGCGUGCCCGGUUUAUACUUGGUUCUGGUGGCUCUGGAUAGUAUGGAAUAUGUGAGAACUUUCCGGAAGAAGGAGGACAUGAGGAGUCGUCUGUUCUGGGUGGCUCUGGAUUUAUUGGACUUGCUGGAUAUCCAGGCCAACCUGUGGGAGCCCCAGUGGACAGGCCUGCCUAUCUGGGCUGAAGGCCUGAUGUUCUUCUACUGCUACAUCCUGCUGCUGAUCUUGCCCUGUGUGUCACUCAGUGAAAUAAGCAUGCAGGGGGAGCACAUGUCACCUCAGAAGAUGAUGCUGUACCCAGUCCUAAGCUUGGUCACCAUAAACAUGGUCACCAUCCUAAUACGUGGUGUAAACAUGGUGUUGUUCCAGGACAGCCGUGUUUCCACCAUCUUUGUUGGCAAGAAUGUGGUGGCCAUUGCCACCAAGGCUUCCACCUUCCUGGAGUACCGCAGACAGGUAAAAGAGUUUCCCCACCCACAAAACGCAAUGGCGCUAGAGUUGCAGCAGAACUCUGUCAGCCACACGCAGCCACUGCCCAAUGCCACCAGUUUGCCACAUGAACCUUCACCAGCGCAGGAUGUCAUUGACACAUGACCACCACAGCUGGACUCAGCUUUGUUAGAAAUUGACUGAAAAUUCUGGGGUUGGAGGAUAGAAAAUCAGCUGCAUGACAGGAUGAUAUUCUGCUCUUGUCAAGCUCACAUGAACUGCUAUAAACCCAUAAAAGAGAUUUUUAGCAUCACCUGCCUGUCAGAAUAUGCUGUAAACCUACACCUGACUCUGUGUGCAGCGUGCAGACUUUAAAGUCAGAACAAAGAUUUUUAUCGUGCUAUUGUGUUUUUAUUUGUUUCAGAUGUUUUAAAAGUCGAAACUUUAUUAAGAGACAAUCUCCACACUGCACAGCUUGGUAAUAUUAUGUUGUGUAAAAUGGACAACUGGUUUCCCCUCACUGAGUAUCCUGUAUUCUUUGAAGGUCACUUAUUUUGACAGUGCAUCUGCGGCAUUUCCUCUGAAUUCCAGCACCAAAGGACAUACCAGUCAGCAUGAAGUACUGAUGGAGAGAAGGAGCUGAGACUAAUAAGGGUCAAUCAUGAGGGGCUAUCUGUGCUGUGCUACAGCAAGGUUGGAGGCUUCUGUGCUGAGACAGGACCUCUGUUGAAGCUGCUGCCUCUGUCAGUGUAACGCUUUAUGGCCAAAGGUCUGAUUAAAGCACCGGCACCACACCACUA